AUGUUAACUUUAUUGACUUUGUCUAUAUUCUCUUAUGAAGAACUUGAAGAAGAAGAACUAAUACCUUUAUAUAAGAAACCUAAAGAUAAACAAAUACAUCUUUUUGAAGAACUUGAUAAUAAUAAACUAAUAUCUCUUGAAUCUAAAACUAGUGAAUUAUUUCAAACAAAA
Messenger RNA from Scutellospora calospora, 171 nucleotides. The record is from the annotation of a GenBank genome assembly. NCBI's taxonomy places the organism in Eukaryota, Fungi, Glomeromycota, Glomeromycetes, Diversisporales, Gigasporaceae.